AUGUUAGCUAACGGAAAAAUGUGGACCACAGGAUUCCAUUUUCUCAUUGGUGCUUGUGUUUGCUUCUCUACUCAGUUGUUACCUUCAUCGGCUGAGUCAACCCAAUAUGUCGCUGAGUUGAUGGUGGAAAGUAACGUGACUUUGGAGGGGCAGACCAUUUUGACAAUUCUGCAAAACAUCACCGGCCUCAAAGUGCAGGAUGGGACCACAUCGUAUGAUGUCGUCAUUAACCAGACUGAAAGCGUCGGAGAAUGCCUGGUUGUUGGAUUGGAAACGUCCUGUAACUGCUCUGAGGGUUACAUCUGGAGCAAUGAAGUGUGCUACAAUUACAACUGCUGCCGGGAGCUCACUUGCAACCAAAAUGUGUCCUACCUGAGUCCGCUCUGCAUCCCCAAAGUCAAGAUUUACGUGAAUGGCUCAGUGACAAUGAACGAAGAGGAAUGGGCUUCAGGACAUGAGAGCAUUCUUAAAUCUGAAUUAGAGAGACUCAACGGCUAUGACUCACUGAACGUUACAAGAUCCAGUUCACCAGUUACCUUUGAAGUUGAAUACAGUGUCGUUUUUAAGACCUCUACACUUCAGGAUGUUGUUGACACUCUUCAGACCAAGCUGAAAGCGUUCAUAUCAGUACAAACCCUAGGAAUGGUAGAGAUUACCCCCCCCCCGGAGGAAGAAGUGUGCUAUGAGUCCUACCCGUAUCUCAAGUGUACGUUUGGUGAGGCCACAGACAGAGCCGGCUGGAACAUGAGCACCACGGAUAAGCGCUUUGAGCUGAAUGAUGGAACCGUGGUGAAGCUGAACUACUACUGCACCACGCGCGAGUUCCCUUCGUGUGUUGCCGUCACGCUGCAGAAAGUAACAGGCUCCUGGGAAGGAACAUACGAAUGCGGCUUCAGCAAGGGGUUGGUGAGGCACACCGCCAAAGCUUACCUAAAAGUGGCUCGUCUGCCAGACUCCAUCCUGGUCACUGCAGAGCCCAUCACAGGCGACUGUUCUGAGAAAGGAUCCAUAGAGUCCAUCCCCAUCAACGUCACAGCUACCAUCCUCAACACAACAUCCAGCAACACAUAUAAGUUUACAUGGAAGUACAACACAAUGACCGGUACAGCUGUCUCACCUCACGGCGAUGGAAAAAAUCUGAAUUAUAAAUUUCUAGUACAGAUGAGUUGUGUCAAAGUGCCCGAUGCUCAAAUAAUCUUUGUGCAAUUUGAAAAUACCCUCAACCAAACAAAAAAUUCUUCAGUGACUGUUCCUGUCAUUUACGCGGGAGAAAAGUUUUGCAUAGAGGAUUCAUCAAAUGGAGACAUCUGGCCGAAAACUCCCUCAGGAGACACUGCAGUUAGCACCAUAUGCCCUCCUGGCAGAGUGGGCUACAAGGAGCGCACCUGUAAGGGCUCUGUGUGGGAAAAAGUCUACGAUGUAUGUAUCAACGAAAAGCUCAGCGAAGUCUCCAACGCAGCAGACGAUUUUCUGAAAGGCCUGGGUGCCACGGAAGAUGUAGCUCUGGACAUAUUCUCAGAACUCUCAACCACCUCCGGGGGCGCUGAUGGUGGAGACAACAUUGCAGACGUCAUAGCUUCCCUCUAUGUUCUGGACGUGAUGGCGCAGGCUUCCAAUGUCAAAAUGACAGAGAAAGUCAUUCCUGAUUUAGCUAAGGCAGCAAGCGACAUGUUGAACAAGACCUGGGAAGGAAAGUUAAUCUUUGUCUUCAACCCACUCCGCAAAAAGGUCUUCAUGUAUUUUUCCAGUAUCGUAGGCUACAUCAUUCCCAUUCUCAUCGUUGGAUCCAGUUAUGUCUAUUACAGAUACACCAAUAAACCCUACUAUGGGAAGGAAACAUGCUGGCUGACCUAUGAAAGACUUUUAGUGGGUUCCUUGCACUCCUUUCUCUUGCCCAUUGGAACCAUCCUCUUGUCGAACAUCUUCUCCAUGACCGUUGUGAUUGUGACGUUGUUCAAGUCUUCCCAAAAUGACAGUAGCAAGAAAGACGAGAAGGACACGGCCAAAAGCAUCAUUAAAGUCAUUCUCAUUCUGGCGCCAGUUUUUGGAGUGACAUGGUCCAUAGGCUUCUAUCUUGUCUUAUACAACCGCACAGACCCGUUAUAUGAAUUCUUCAACUAUACCUUCACCAUUGUCAAUUCCUUCCAGGGUCUUUUUGUUCUGUUGACUGGGUUUGCAUCUGAGAAAAAGGUCAAAGAUGAGCUGUAUAAGAUUGUCUUUGGCAAGAAGGGUUCAAGUGACAGCACCAAGAAUCCCACCUCCACCAUGUACACAAAGGACAAGUGA
Messenger RNA from Knipowitschia caucasica, 2286 nucleotides. Lineage: Eukaryota; Metazoa; Chordata; Actinopteri; Gobiiformes; Gobiidae. The record is from the annotation of a GenBank genome assembly.